CCGUCGCACUCUUCACCUUCGUAACCACCGGCCGCCGCUGGUAGCGUCUCUUGUCUCCCUCGGCAGUUCAGCGCUCUAGCCGUUCAGAGAAGAUUAUCUCCGGAGUCUGGCGACUUAACUUAGAAUUUAUGGUGACUUGUGAUUGAUGGUCAUUAGUGUUGCCAGAGUUCAGAAGUUCUUGAAUGUAUCUCUGGAUUUCAUUACUUCUUCUAUUGGUAUAGUUUGUACGGUUGGCAAUCAGAGAGCCUUUAAUUCAAUGACAGAUUCCCAAGUAGAUGGUGCGUCCAGUUUGCUUCCUCUUGAUGGAGAAUUUCGUUUUCAGCAUCCUAUUGCAGUGAGCGGGGACAAGUCAUCAAGUGUUCAAUCCACCCCAGAUAUUGAAAAGAAGUAUGUCCAUCACGUAUAUGAUGCCAUUGCUCCUCAUUUCAGCUCCACACGAUUUGCAAAGUGGCCAAAAGUUGCUACUUUUCUCAAUUCCUUGCCACUGGGAUCCCUUAUUUUGGAUGCAGGCUGUGGAAAUGGAAAGUACUUGGGUUUAAAUCUUGAUUGCUUUUACAUAGGCUGUGAUAUUAGUGCUCCUCUUAUCACUAUAUGUGCAGGAAGAGGGCAUGAAGUCAUUGUUGCAGAUGCUGUAAAUCUCCCCUACCGAGCCGAAUUUGGUGAUGCAGCAUUCUCUAUUGCUGUAUUGCAUCACUUAAGCACAGAAAGCAGAAGGAAGAAAGCUAUAGCUGAAUUAGUUCGAGCUGUUAGGAAGGGUGGCAUGGUCCUAAUAACAGUUUGGGCAGUAGAACAAGAGGAUAGGUCAUUGGUUACCAAGUGGACUCCUCUUACCCAGAAGUACACAGAGGAGUGGAUAGGUCCUGGUAGUCCUCGUGUCCGUAAUUCUUCAAUCCUGACACUAGAAAGCAUCCCAGAAACUGAGAAAAAUGGUGCCCGAGAUCAAUUAAGAGAUUCUGAGCAGUUAUCUAAGGACACAACAAGGGAAACUACACAUUUAUCCUUGAAAAAUGAUGAUAGUUCAGUUGCUCUCCAAAAUGGGAAGAAUAUUGAAAAUCAGCAGGAAUAUUUCAUCCCUUGGCACUUGCCUUAUCAUCGUGCUGAAGUUAGUGGUGCCUCUGCUUGUGCUCUUGCAAAUGGACUGGCUAAGAAAGAUGAUAAAAAAGGUGCUGUAGUGUACAAUAGAUAUUACCAUGUCUUCAUUGAAGGCGAGCUUGAAAGGUUAGUCUCCGGAAUAGACAAUACUGUCAUCAUUGAUCGAUUUUAUGACAAGUCCAACUGGUGUAUUAUUCUCAAGAAGACAUAAGCUUGUACAUGCCUUGAGUGUAUGCAAAUUGUAAAAAAUUCUCCAU
Molecule: messenger RNA, 1349 nt
Organism: Telopea speciosissima
Lineage: Eukaryota; Viridiplantae; Streptophyta; Magnoliopsida; Proteales; Proteaceae
Product: tRNA (carboxymethyluridine(34)-5-O)-methyltransferase-like
Exons: 3
Coding region: 146-1303 (385 amino acids)
Biological process (GO): tRNA wobble uridine modification
Cellular component (GO): cytoplasm; nucleus
Molecular function (GO): S-adenosylmethionine-dependent methyltransferase activity; tRNA binding
Source: RefSeq, a predicted model, not a curated record